CAUCAUCACCUGACUUUACGCUAAAAGCUUACUUUCGAGGAUUGCUUGCAGCACGAACAUCGCUCUCAGCAUUCGAUCAUUUCUUCUCCAAACGCUGCCUUUCGAGCGAUCUCUGAGUUCAAGGCACACAGAGGCAUACGCCCAGUUUGGGGCUUUGAUGGAGUGUUGAGGAGCGAUAUUUUUUCUAGUCCAACAAGAAAAUAGGUCAGAGUGCAUCCUAAGGUGAAAAGCAUUAUUGGUCAAUGGAUACGGGUGGCAAUUCCCUUCCAUCUGGAGCUGAUGGGGUGAAGAGAAAAGUGUCAUAUUUCUAUGAUCCAGAGGUUGGAAAUUACUACUAUGGGCAGGGCCACCCCAUGAAGCCACAUAGGAUUAGAAUGACACAUGCUCUUCUAGCCCACUAUGGAUUGCUUCAGCAUAUGCAGGUUCUGAAGCCCUGUCCUGCCAGAGAUAGAGAUCUUUGCCGGUUUCAUGCGGACGAUUAUGUCUAUUUUCUGAGGGGUAUCACCCCUGAAACACAACAGGAUCAGCUGAGGCAACUAAAGCGUUUCAAUGUUGGUGAAGACUGCCCUGUAUUUGAUGGUCUCUACUCUUUCUGUCAAACUUAUGCUGGUGGGUCAGUUGGUGGUGCAGUCAAGCUAAAUCAUGGUUUCUGUGAUAUUGCUAUCAACUGGGCUGGUGGGCUGCAUCAUGCUAAGAAGUGUGAGGCUUCUGGAUUUUGCUAUGUGAAUGACAUUGUCCUGGCAAUCUUGGAGCUUCUUAAACAGCAUGAGCGUGUUUUAUACGUGGAUAUCGAUAUCCACCAUGGAGAUGGUGUGGAGGAGGCUUUCUACACAACUGACAGGGUCAUGACUGUUUCAUUUCAUAAAUUUGGUGAUUAUUUUCCUGGUACAGGGGAUAUACGUGAUAUUGGAUUUGGGAAAGGGAAAUAUUACUCCCUUAAUGUUCCAUUAGAUGAUGGGAUUGACGAUGAGAGCUACCAUUGCUUGUUCAAACCGAUAAUUGGAAAAGUGAUGGAAAUUUUUAGGCCUGGUGCUGUGGUUCUCCAGUGUGGUGCUGACUCCCUAUCUGGGGACAGGUUAGGAUGCUUCAAUCUUUCAAUCAAAGGUCAUGCAGAGUGUGUUCGGUUUAUGAGAUCAUUCAAUGUGCCACUAUUGCUGCUGGGUGGUGGUGGUUACACCAUCAGGAAUGUUGCUCGUUGCUGGUGCUAUGAGACGGGAGUUGCCCUUGGAAUAGAAGUUGAUGACAAGAUGCCACAGCAUGAGUACUACGAGUAUUUUGGUCCGGACUAUACUCUUCAUGUUGCCCCGAGUAACAUGGAAAAUAAAAAUUCACACCAGUUACUGGAUGAAAUAAGGGCUAAGCUUCUCGACAAUCUAUCAACACUUAGACAUGCACCCAGUGUCCAAUUUCAGGAAAGACCCCCUGAUACAGAGCUCCCUGAGGCUGAUGAAGACCACGACGAUGGAGAUGAGAGAUGGGAUCCAGAUUCUGAUAUGGAAAUUGAUGAUGAGCGUAAGUCUCUACCAGGCAGAGUAAAGAAAGAAAUUGUCGAACCAGAGAGUAAAGAUUUGGAGGACAAGAAAGGAGUUGCUGAGCACUCAAGAGGCUUUGAUACAACUGUGGAGGAGACUGCAUGCUCAAAGGCUUCAGAUGUGUGCCCUAUGCCAAUAGAUGAACCAAGUGUGAAAGUUGAACAAGAGAGCUUGAACAAGCCAUUUGAUCAGCCUGCCCCCACGUUCCCGAAGUCAUGAGCAACUUUAUUGCAUGGAUGGCAAGCAUAUGUUGGCAAGUAUUAUGCGUAGUAGAAUUAUUUAGUACAUUGAGUAAACUGCAGACCUGUAAAUGGAUGAGGAAGAAACCCAAAAAUUUGGUGUCUUAAAAGAGCUGCGUAGAGUUGAAAUUAUGAGUGAAGGUUUAAAUUAAAGCGGAAAUGUGUUGUGAUGGUUGGACCUUUGAACAAGUACUCUUAACCAUAGAAUGGGUCAUUCAAUGUUGAUAUUGUAAGAGCAACUUCAUAUCUAUGUACUUGAAACUAAGCCUUAUGUUCCAUACCUUUUCUCAUGUUA
Molecule: messenger RNA, 2066 nt
Organism: Vitis riparia (riverbank grape)
Lineage: Eukaryota; Viridiplantae; Streptophyta; Magnoliopsida; Vitales; Vitaceae
Product: histone deacetylase 19-like
Exons: 9
Coding region: 243-1751 (502 amino acids)
Molecular function (GO): histone deacetylase activity
Source: RefSeq, a predicted model, not a curated record